Molecule: messenger RNA, 2368 nt
Organism: Branchiostoma belcheri (Belcher's lancelet)
Lineage: Eukaryota; Metazoa; Chordata; Leptocardii; Amphioxiformes; Branchiostomatidae
Exons: 11
Coding region: 799-1815 (338 amino acids)
Molecular function (GO): protein binding
Source: RefSeq, a predicted model, not a curated record
CUCAAGGGGCAGGCACUCAAGGGUGCGACACUCAAGGGCCAGUCGUUCAAGGGGAUCAUCAUCGUCAAAAGAAGGAGACAUCCUUCCCUUACAUGUUCCGAAUGAGAGAAAAGGAUCCAAGACCAACAGGGGGGGAAAGAGGUCAAGGUGCAGACGCUCAAUGGGAUCAUCAUCAUCAAAAGUGCUGUACGUGUCAAGGAAUCGUCUCACGACUGUGAGGAGGGAGGAUUUCGCAAGGCUAACAAAACUGUCUUUUCUGACGCUAUUCGACAAUAAAAUUACAAGUGAGGGACUGGAAGAUGUUCAUUCGCCAAUCUCGGCAACCUUGUCUUCCUUAGUCUAUAUGGCAACCGUCUGACGAACAUUUCUGCAGCAACAUUUCAAGGCUUGACGGCUUUGCAAACAUUGUUACUUGGAGGAAAUCAGUUCCAAAGCUUCCACGCGUUUGCUUUUGCCAAUCUACCAACUCUAAGAACUCUUUUACUUCCGAGGAACCCUUUCGAUAGCGCUGCCUUACAUCCUGAUGCUUUCGGCAACCUGACGGCAGUGCAAUAUCUGGAUAUUGCCGGAGUAACGAGCUUGUCACCGCGUGUGUUUCGCCACUUACCCUGCCUCCAAACUGUGACAUUUGGGAACUGUCUUACCUGCGAUUGUGAAAUACUUGAUCUAGCGAAAUGGCUGAAUAAAACAGAUGUGAAGGCUGAGCGAUAUGUCACUUCGUCACAGCCAGUGGCCUGCUACAAUCCAGAGCGGUUGAAGGGACGUCCUCUCAGCAACCUUCGAGAGGAAGACUUGCAGAUGUCGUGCCCAACGACAACCGACCCACCGCCCACGGAAUGUACUGUGCAGACCUGUCCAACAUCUCUUACGACUGAAGUAAUGACAUCUCCACGUCCUGUAACCACACCAAGCUCAACAACACCAACUUCGUCGUCCUUUACAACACGACAGCCAGGAACAUGCACCGCCCCAACGGACGUCACCGUGCAAAACGUACAGGAAUCCCGUGCUGAAAUCUCAUGGUUUCACGACGGUAAAUCCAUUAAUUUGGACCUGACAGGAUUCAUUAUUGAGUACCAAAUGGUUUUUGGGCAGAAGUCGUGGACGAAUACACAAGACAUUCACCCCAAUGGCCGUAACUUCGCCAUAUUCGACCUUCUUCCCAACACGCCCUACCAAGCCUGUGUGGCCGUUCUUUGCAAGAAUGCGCCUAGAAAGCCAGGACUGGACCACUGUGUGCAUUUUACAACGAAGAUGAGAUCUACAACAAUAGUCGGCUUGGCCGUAGGCAUCCCUUUGCUGCUCGUCAUCCUCUGCCUAGUAGCGGCAAUCGUCAUUGUCCUGAAGAAGAGAGGGCCCUUCUCUACAGAGCAAGAUGCUGGCCACACCCCUGAACGUCCUCAACGCCAGGAAGCCAAUCACAGCACAACCGGUGCAGUUGGCACGAUUGAGGACCCGCCCUACAACAGCAUCAACGACAAUGAUCCCCAGGUACGCCCUGAUCGGGAGAACCAGUACCAAAACGCAGGAUUCGAAGAGGAGCCAGGGGCGGAUGGAAUCACCAGCUCAUAUCUGGAUUUUGGCAAAGCUGGGGACGUCCUUAAUUCAGCAGCAAAUGAGCCUCAUCACGACGCACCCAUUCCCGUUCCACGUGACAACCGAAGGCCCUCCUCGAGCUCCUUCAACAACCCCGUCUACACGGCGGACAGCGCCAACGAAAACAUCUACACGAGAGUCAACGACGACGGCCUGGAUGGAGCAAUGGCAAGAUCGUCAUCCGCAAAGGAAGACGUUUACAUCGAUGUUAUCGCUUAAUCGAUAAAUUUGAGCCUGCAUGUAGUAAAACUAUGGCCCGCUUUACACACACCAUUUCUAAGUCGAUUCAGCGAAGUUGACUUGAAAAAUUUCUGUUCACACACGGGGCCACAAAGCGACUUGGCACUCCCGUUGUGCCACCCUCCCCCCAAGUUGACUUGGUGGCUCGGUCUUGUCUGACUACUACUACGCAGAGACACUCAAGUCGACUUCGCCCGUUUACACACGCGAAGCUAGCGGACUCAGCACCCCGCUGGCCGACUUAAGUCUGGUUUGGAUACGACUCAAGUCGUCUUGAUUAGAAUGCGACUUGAGUUGAAUUAUUUCUCUCUACACAGAGAAAUUUUCUCUCAAGUCGACUAGCUCAAGUCGUCUUGAGUUCUAGUUGACUUGAAAAAGUUAUGUGUAAAGCAGGCCUAUGAAAACACUUUGCUAAAUUUACCAUAUGUAUAGCGAUAUCUGUGUUGAUUAACCAGUAAUUGUCGUUUAGGCCACAGCAAGUAAUUUUAUGGAUGACAUCAGCACGCGCAUUAAUUUUCGCCUGAUUUUGGAG